AUGGCGGUUGUUAAUUGUACUACGGUAGAAUCGCAUUCCCAGGUGCUUGCUGGUGAAGUGAAUGGUGCGCCACGAGAGUGCAACAUCUUAGAAUACGUGUCAAAUUUCAUCAGGUCCCUUGUAUUCAACGUGGCAUGGUCGCCUUUGGUGCCCAACAUUCUUCUGUCGGGGAGCAACGACAGGACUGCGCGAGUGUGGGAUGUCGAAAGUGGGACGUGUACGAGGGUGUUGCAGGGCCACACGCAAAAUGUGAGGGGACUAGCAUGGCAUCCAGAGAUACAUCACAUCGUCAUUACAGGAAGCUGGGAUGCCACGGUGCGCGUCUGGGACACUCAGACAGGCGAGAGCCUGGCCUGCUGCAAGCACCACGUUGCGGACGUGUACGGCAUUUCAAUGCACCCUCAAAGGCCUUUUGCCCUGGCCACAGUGUCCAGAGACUCUACUGUUCGCAUCUGGAGCCUCACGCAGCUGCUGCCCGGUCCAAUGAUCAGCUGCAUUCUUGGCAAGAAGUUCAGAUGCGAUCAGGAACGAGGCUCUGGAACAUACCAAGAUCCAAGUUUCGAGCUCAGUGGUCCAUGUUCCAGAAACUUGGAAAAUGACUUGGCCGCAUACGGCACGAAGUGCGAGAGGUUCCAGUCAAUAUUUCGAUUUUUCUACGCUCCAGGUCCAGCAGAUGUCUUGUGGAAUUUGGCAAGACGUGUGUGCAAGUUGCCUCCAGAUGCCUCAUGUACUUCUGGUAAAACCAUGCUGUUCCACACCGACGUUCACAGAGCUCUCAAACAACGCUUCAAUGACAAAAUGAUGAAUUUCGAUUCUGAGAGCAGUGGUGUGAGGGCGCCGCGGAGCUUCCACGCCCUCGAGGAGGCGAGCUCCGUGGAUGUCAGAGCCGGCAACGUUCGGCGCUAUUGCGAGACGCUGCUGUCGCAGGGAGAAUGGGACAAAGCUGCCGCGGCCGCUCCCGCUGUGUCAGUGUCCUAUUGGAGGGAGGUGAUGGGACGCAGGGCUGUGUGGCUGGCGAAGGGCGGCAAGGUGGAGGACUGCGUGACUUCCUUUAUCGUGUGUGGGCGCCUUGAGGACGCCGUGGCGAAGUGCCUCGAGGAGGAGAUGUAUGACCAGGCUUUCGAGCUAGCAUGCAUGCAGGCAUCCGGGGGAUACAGUCGCCUACUGCCUAGCAGCGACAGCGUCAGGGCACCUUCGGAUCAUAUGAAGCAUAGUAUGGAUGGCAACGCUUCGUACAAGGUGGUGAAUGAAAGGGAAGCGGCCGCUGAUUACCAAGGCAAACUUGAGUCUCUUGAUGCCACUGACAGAAGGCUUCGGAGUGAUUCGGAACCAAUGAGGCGCAUAAGAUCGAUGCAGGCGGCCGAAUUUCAGAAAACGGGACAGCCCAUCAUGGCUGCGUGCUGCCAGCUAUCAAUUGAUGACACAGAAGAGGCCCUGCAUAUCCUGUUGGCAGCAAACGAAAUCGACCUGGCGACUGCUCUGCUCAUGGCUGUCGAAUGUCAGGAUGCCUUGAAAUCAAUGAAGACGAUAUCUUCAAAAAUCAGAACAUGUUUCGCGAUGAGGUGCGAGGCUGCAGGGCUCAGGAAGCUGGCGGCCGAGGUCCUACAUACAUUGGAUGAUGCUCAGGCUCAUGUAGAACAGCUGUCCAUCCGCUUGCCAAAGUCAAUGCCACCAGAGGAGGUGGAUGCCUUCUACCUGGCAGUCGGGCUUGAGGCACCAGGGACCUACACGGCCAAGGCAGAGGGUGCCAGCACGCAAACAGAGUCCAUAAGGUUGCUGUUGCUUGGGAGGAACUUCGCAGAUGCAGCCAACAAAUUGGUGGCCGCCCUGCACAGCACGAUGUCCAAACCCAAAUGGACAUUUGAUGAAGUGGAGCCCUUGGUGGGAUACAUCUUCAGCAUCGAUCCCUCAACGCUCGCUGAUAAAGAGCAAGUCUUGGUGCAGGCCUACCAGAACUUGAUUGGCAGCCACAUAGCUUGGAAGGAAGGCUACUUCACAGUGUCACAGUUCCUUCUGCACGAAGUCAGGAGCUUCACCAAGAAGCAUGGGGGUGCCCUGGAGCUGAGCUUUCCCAUCUCCACACCCGAGAUCAACUACUUGGAAGCUAGGGCGAUAGCGGGAAUUGACGAAAACGCAUCGCUCCUGCUGCUGUCCCACAUCCUGGAAGCCACAGACGCACCAGACUCGGUGAAAGCAUCAGCCCGCCACCUCGAUGCUGAGAUCCGGCGUGGGGCAAUGAACCCGUGCUGGCGGGGUGAGCAAGGGAGAGGAGGGUGCCAGGACGUUGCCAGCGCAACAGGCGCCAUUCUUCGACACUCCAGCGUCGCAUCUGGCGCGUCAGGAGAGCCCGUCUCAAGCCCGAGCGUGGAACUGAAGACAGGCAAAUUUCUCUCGCUGCCCGAAGCGAUAAUGCUCUCUCGUGUCAUGUGGCCUUGGGCGCUCAAUGUUCGCGACAUUUUUAAAUAG
Molecule: messenger RNA, 2466 nt
Organism: Ostreobium quekettii
Lineage: Eukaryota; Viridiplantae; Chlorophyta; Ulvophyceae; Bryopsidales; Ostreobiaceae
Source: the annotation of a GenBank genome assembly